This is a messenger RNA of Knipowitschia caucasica, 216 nucleotides long. The record is from the annotation of a GenBank genome assembly. Lineage: Eukaryota; Metazoa; Chordata; Actinopteri; Gobiiformes; Gobiidae.
AUGAAGUGUGCGGUGCUCCCGGUCCCUGUUUACGGCUGUCAUGAAGUGUGCGGCAUGCGCAUCCUGGUGAACCUCCUCCUGGACACGCUCCCCAUGUUGGGAAACGUGCUGCUGCUCUGCUUCUUCGUCUUCUUCAUCUUCGGCAUCAUCGGGGUGCAGCUGUGGGCGGGGCUUCUGAGGAACCGCUGCUACCCCGAGGUGAACUUCACCCUGUGA